Diaporthe amygdali is the source of this 1413-nucleotide messenger RNA. Its product is annotated as transcription initiation factor tfiid subunit 6. The transcript is spliced from 2 exons. Gene Ontology annotation, biological process: transcription initiation at RNA polymerase II promoter; RNA polymerase II preinitiation complex assembly. The coding region runs from base 1 to 1413 and encodes 470 amino acids. Gene Ontology annotation, cellular component: SLIK (SAGA-like) complex; transcription factor TFIID complex; SAGA complex. NCBI's taxonomy places the organism in Eukaryota, Fungi, Ascomycota, Sordariomycetes, Diaporthales, Diaporthaceae. The record is from RefSeq and is a predicted model, not a curated record. Gene Ontology annotation, molecular function: RNA polymerase II general transcription initiation factor activity; transcription coactivator activity; protein heterodimerization activity.
AUGGCUGCGGCCCCACCCAAGCCGGCCGACGAGCCCAAGCUGCUCUGGAACCCCGAGAACGUGAAGGACGUCGCCGAGUCUGUGGGCAUCGGCUCCCUCAACGAAGAAGCCCUCAAAUGCUUAUCACAAGAUGUCGAAUACCGACUCGGUCAGGUCAUCAUCGAGAGCCUGCGCUUCAUGCGACACGCCGGUCGUACCACACUCACUGUCCAGGACGUGUCGCAAGCCAUGAAGGUGCUUGAUGUCGAGCCUCUCUACGGAUAUGAGUCCACGAGACCUCUCAGAUACGGUGAAGCGAGCUUGGGACCCGGCCAGCCGCUUUUCUACAUCGAGGAUGAGGAGGUCGACUUCGAGAAACUCAUCAACGCGCCCUUGCCCAAGGUGCCCAGAGACGCGACUUUCACAGCGCACUGGCUCGCCAUAGAGGGCGUCCAGCCAACUAUCCCGCAGAACCCUACCACCGCCGAAGCCCGCUCCCAAGAACUCGUCCCCAAGGGUCCUGGCGCAAACCCCGCCCUCGCUGCACUCGCCGGAAACGACAAUGUAUCUUUCAGACCGCACGUUAGGCACGUUAUUUCGAAAGAGCUUGUCAUGUAUUUCGAGAAGAUCCAGUCAGCGAUCCUCGAUGACAACCCGGACGACGAGGUCCGCCAACUGCGCAACGCAGCUCUACAAUCCGUCAGGUCCGACCCGGGCUUGCACCAGCUGGUCCCAUACUUUGUCAACUUCAUCGCGAACCAGGUCACCCAUCGACUGGAUGACACCUUCACGCUUAGACAGAUGAUGGAGCUCACGGCUGCCCUGAUCGCAAACGACAACCUCUACCUCGACCCUUACGCGUCGCCGCUGAGUGCGCCUGUCUUGACAUGCCUCAUGAGCAGGAAGCUGGGAACGGAUGAGGGGUUGGAUGCGGUCAAGGAACAGUACGAGCUGCGCGAGCUGUCGGCCGCGAUCCUGGGCAACAUUGCCAAGAACUACGGCAAGUCGAACACGAGGCUGCGGCCCAAGCUAACGCGGACGUGCCUCAAAUACCUACUCGAUCCUUCGAAGCCAGCUGCGGUGCUGUACGGGGCGGUCUGCGGACUUUCAGCGGCUGGAGGGCCGGAGUCCGUGCGGGUGUUGCUGCUGCCGAAUCUGAAGUCGUUCGACGAUAUGAUCCUGCGGCCGAUGCAGGAGCGGGGCACGCCGGAUUUCGAGAUCAAGCUGCUCCUUGGCGCGAUCGUCAAUGCUAUCAAGACCAUCGAUAAGAACGAGAUCGGCAUGAUGAACGGAGUCCACAGCAGCACUACGGAACACACGGUGACGGAGUUGACGGAGUUCCUUGGAGAAACCAUUGGGCGCGAGGUAGCAAACCUGGGCAGUGCCAGGCUGAACAGGCAAGUUCUGGACGCCAAGGCGUACAGGGACGAGUAG